AUUUUAAAAUUAGAGUACUAAAUCCAAAGCCCCACUAAACAAUGAAGUAUCUUAUAUCAGAAAUGCUAAAGGGCACUGUGGUACCUAGUACCUUUUUAUGUGUUAAUAUCGCUAUUGGUUCAAUUAAGUAUCAAGUCCCAUAUAAUUUAAUAUAAUAGCUUUUAGGGAGUAUCGCUAGCCAAUCACAACACGACAUGUCGAAAAAGUGCUAGGCACUACUGGUACCUAAUAGCAGUGCUCUAUCUUAUAUACAUAUACAUAUACAAUUCACAAUUCACAAUUCACAAUUCAAACUAUCUCUCAAGGGUAUUUUGGUCACAAAAAAUAUCAACCCCAACACCCUUUAACGACCACUUAUUACCUUAAUUGUAUUCUCUCUAUCCUCUGUUAAAAAGAGAAAGAAAAAACCUCUUAUAUAUCCCAACACAUCCACAAACCAAACAUUCAAAAACUCUCACCACACUUCUCUACUAGCUAGCCCAAAAUUAACCAAAGAGAUAUAUAGAUAAAAAAAAGCUCAUAGCUUUAAUUUCAUCAUCAAUGGCUGAACUUGAAAACCCAAAGGUAAUGACAAGUCUAAUCACAUUUCUGUCUUCUUUGCUCCAAAGGGUAUCUGAAUCAAACGACAUAAACUGCCAAUUCCAAGCUCAGAAAAUUUCAAUCUUCCAUGGAUUGAGUCGACCCACAAUUACUAUACAAAGCUAUUUAGAGAGGAUUUUCAAGUAUGCCAAUUGCAGCCCAUCUUGCUACAUAGUUGCUUAUGUUUAUUUGGACCGUUUUGCUCAGAAACAAACUUCUUUGCCCAUUAACUCAUUCAAUGUUCACCGUUUGCUCAUCACAAGUGUCAUGGUUGCUGCCAAAUUCAUGGACGAUAUGUACUACAACAAUGCAUACUAUGCAAAAGUGGGAGGAAUAAGUACAAAAGAAAUGAACUUUCUUGAAGUGGAUUUCCUAUUUGGGGUAGGGUUUCAGUUGAAUGUGACUCCAACCACAUUCCAAACCUAUUGUUGUUAUCUCCAAAGAGAAAUGCUUCUAAUGCAACCACCACUACAACUAACUACUUCUUCUCUUAUUACUUCUGGAAAAUCACUAAAUCUUCACUUGUGCUUCAAUGAAGAUCAAGAUCAAUCAUCUCAUCAAACACAGCAACAGCUAGCUGUUUAGUUGAUUUGAUAUGAUCCAAUAUAUUAUAUAUACUAUCUUCUCAUCAUCAAAACUUAUAAAACAACUUGUUUUAAUUAUCCAAACUUUGUAGUUAAUUAUUAUUAUUAUUAGUACGUACGUCUUUAGA
Molecule: messenger RNA, 1291 nt
Organism: Cannabis sativa
Lineage: Eukaryota; Viridiplantae; Streptophyta; Magnoliopsida; Rosales; Cannabaceae
Product: cyclin-U4-1
Exons: 2
Coding region: 541-1164 (207 amino acids)
Biological process (GO): regulation of cyclin-dependent protein serine/threonine kinase activity
Molecular function (GO): protein kinase binding
Source: RefSeq, a predicted model, not a curated record